Epinephelus fuscoguttatus (brown-marbled grouper) is the source of this 4325-nucleotide messenger RNA. RefSeq names its product thrombospondin 4b (gene thbs4b). The coding region runs from base 230 to 3052 and encodes 940 amino acids. NCBI's taxonomy places the organism in Eukaryota, Metazoa, Chordata, Actinopteri, Perciformes, Serranidae. Gene Ontology annotation, biological process: cell adhesion. Gene Ontology annotation, cellular component: extracellular region. The record is from RefSeq and is a predicted model, not a curated record. The transcript is spliced from 22 exons. Gene Ontology annotation, molecular function: calcium ion binding.
CUCCUGCGAUCUUCACAUUCACACACCAAUUGAGACACAGACAAAAGCAGUCGGCAGCUUCUAUUAGGCUUACCAUGACAGGCUUGUCUCACAUCUGAUUCAAAAAGGAAGCACGGACACAAACGCACCACUCACAGCAGGAGCAGACAUACGGGAAACUGCCACUGUGUCACAUACUGAUAAGUCACUCCAGAGAAACUGCUGAUCUGGGACCAGCUGGAAGGACAAAAUGGGUGUGUGGAUGGCCCUGAUUCUGGCCUCGCAGCUGCUAUUAAAACUGAGCUCACACGUGGAAGCCCAGGCUUUAGUCUAUGAUCUGCUCACCUCGCCUGAUUGCUUGCCAGACCUGCUGCAGGGGGGUCUGGCCGAGCAAGGAGUGAACGAGGCUUUCAUCCUAACCUCCUUCAAGUUGCAGCCCAAGACCGGAACCACUGUGUUUUCCCUAUACAACCCCAGGGACAACAGCAAGUACUUUGAAUUCACUGUGAUGGGGAAGCUCAAUAGAGCUGUGUUACGCUACCUGCGGACUGACAAGAGGAUGAGCUCAGUAACCUUCAACAACCUGGUGCUGGCAGAUGGCCAAGUACACCGACUGUUAUUUCACCUGAAGGGGAUGCAGCAGCAGGGGCCAGGCGGGGUGGAGCUGCAUCUGGACUGCAGGCUGGUGGAGACAGUCAGGGAUCUCCCCGCUGCCUUCCAGGGUUUGCCAGCAGGCUAUGGUACGGUGGAUCUAAAGACCAUGCAAGCCAGAGACCAGGAGAGUUUAGACGAGCUCAAGCUGGUGGUUGGGGACACAUUUGAAAAUGUUGCUUCAUUACAAGACUGCCAUUUCCAACAAAGAGACUCCGUCCAAACUCUGGGGGUCAACACGAAGCAGCUGUCCAAUCAAAUGCUGGAGUUAACAAAGGUGAUAAAUGAGCUGAAAGACGUCCUCAUUCAGCAGGUUAAAGAGACUUCAUUUCUCAGAAACACCAUCUCAGAGUGUCAGGCCUGCGGUCUGGGUGGUACUGAGGUGGUGAAACCAAGGUGUGCCCCAGGUGUCUGUUUCCGUGAUGGUAUGUGCACGGAGACCGCCGAUGGUAUUGAGUGUGGACCAUGUCCUGAUGGGUACACUGGGGAUGGUUUCAACUGUGAUGAUGUGGAUGAGUGCCAGUUUAACCCCUGCUUCCCUGGAGUGAAGUGCGUGAACACCGCCCCGGGCUUCCGCUGUGAUGCCUGUCCGCUGGGCUACACCGGCCUGGCAAUCGAGGGUGUGGGCAUUUUGUUCGCUCAGACCAACAAACAGGUCUGUGAUGACAUUGAUGAAUGCAAGGGGCCCAACAACGGAGGCUGUGCUGCAAACUCAAUCUGUCACAACUCUGUGGGCUCGUACCACUGUGGCAGCUGUAAGUCAGGCUUCACAGGAGAUCAGGUGAAGGGCUGUAAGCCAGAGAUCAGCUGUGGCAACAGCCUGACCAACCCCUGCGAUGUCAACGCCCAGUGUAUGGUAGAGAGGGACGGGUCAGUCCAUUGUCAGUGUGGAAUCGGCUGGGCCGGUAACGGAUACCUGUGUGGGAAGGAUACUGACAUUGAUGGAUACCCAGAUGAAAAACUCAAAUGCAAAGAUGCAAACUGUAAAAAGGAUAACUGCAUUUUCGUUCCAAACUCUGGUCAAGAGGAUGCCGACAGAGAUGGUCAAGGAGACGCUUGUGAUGAUGAUGCAGAUGGUGACGGUAUACCAAACGAGCAGGACAACUGCUGGUUGAAGCCGAAUGUGGACCAGAAGAACACUGAUAAGGACAGCCACGGCGAUGCCUGUGAUAACUGUCGCACGGUGGAGAACCCUGACCAGAGGGACACUGACGGCGACGGCAAAGGGGACGCCUGCGAUGACGACAUGGAUGGAGACGGCCUGAAGAACUUUCUGGACAACUGCCAGCGGGUACAGAACAGAGACCAGAGGGACCGGGACGGAGACGGAGUGGGAGAUGCCUGUGACAGCUGCCCCGACAUCCCCAACCCAAAUCAGUCUGACAUUGACAACGACCUGGUUGGAGACUCCUGUGACACAAACCAGGACAGUGACGGCGACGGUCACCAGGAUACCAAGGAUAAUUGCCCGUUCGUGAUAAAUAGCUCCCAGCUGGAUACCGACAAAGACGGGCUGGGUGACGAGUGUGACGAUGACGACGACAACGAUGGGAUCCCUGACACUAUACCACCGGGACCAGACAACUGCCGGCUGGUACCAAACCCUGACCAAAUUGACGACAACAAUGAUGGCGUUGGAGACGUGUGUGAGUCUGACUUUGACCAGGAUAAAGUGAUAGACAGGAUCGACAACUGCCCUGAGAAUGCUGAGGUUACGUUGACUGACUUCAGGGCCUAUCAGACUGUGGUGCUGGACCCCGAGGGCGACGCCCAGAUUGACCCCAACUGGGUUGUUUUGAACCAGGGAAUGGAAAUUGUUCAGACCAUGAACAGUGACCCAGGACUAGCUGUUGGUUACACUGCCUUCAGUGGAGUGGACUUCGAGGGCACAUUUCACGUAAAUACAGUGACUGACGACGACUACGCCGGCUUCAUCUUCGGAUACCAGGACUCAUCCUCCUUCUACGUGGUGAUGUGGAAGCAGACUGAACAGACCUACUGGCAGGCGACACCCUUUAGAGCCGUAGCCGAGCCGGGCAUCCAGCUUAAGGCUGUGAAGUCUAGAUCGGGCCCCGGGGAGCACUUGAGAAACUCGCUGUGGCACACGGGAGACACCAACGAUCAGGUGCGUCUGCUGUGGAAGGAUCCCAGAAAUGUUGGCUGGAAGGACAAGGUGUCCUACCGUUGGUACCUGCAGCACCGCCCACAGGUCGGAUACAUCAGGGCUCGGUUUUAUGAGGGAACAGAGCUGGUGGCAGACUCCGGUGUGACUAUUGACACGACCAUGAGAGGAGGACGACUCGGUGUGUUCUGUUUCUCUCAAGAAAAUAUCAUCUGGUCCAAUUUGAAAUACCGCUGCAACGACACCAUCCCAGAGGAUUUCCAGGAGUUCAGCACUCAGCAUGGCGUUGACUCACUCUGAAGUCGAGACAAAAAUAUGACACCAGAUCUCUAAAGACUGCUUCUGUGUGGGAAUGUGUGAAUGUGUAAGCGAGUGUCUGUGUGUGUAUGUGUAUGUGUGUGAGUGUUUGUGUGUGUCUGUCUGUUUGUGUACUGAUGUGUACAGUUUUAGUGCAUAUAAAACCACACAAUCUUUGUACUGUAUGUGCAUAUUAUCAUGUCUGUUUUCUUUUCUAUCUGUGUCCUCCUGUUUAAUCAUCUCUGAAAGACUCCAGCCGAAUGUGCCAUGCUGAAUAUUAUAAGUUAUGAUGAUUCUUACUGAACGUGAUACAACAUCACAUUAUAAGGAAAGAAACACAACACAAGAACAUGUAACAUAAGAUAAUAUAAUGCAACAUAUCAUACGGUUAAAGUGGAAACAGACAAGUUUUCGACGUCUCCUGACGUCUCCAAGUGGUAUUUUUGUUAGUGCUGCUGUCACAUAGAUAACCAAAUCACUUUCUGUUUUCCUCAGGGCCUAGCAACGGGGCUCCUUUUCUUUUCCCAGGUGGAGUUUCCACAGUAACCACCGUUCGCCAUUUUCACUUCUGGGUAUAGUAACUGAUCAUAGACUGAUCCUGUUUUGUAACUACAGGUAGCUACCAGGGAAACAAAAGUGCUAUCCUCUUCCUGUUUUGUUUGCGCAGUGGUUGACGCACUUGCUUUGCACUCUUGAGCCUUCAUUUUCGCACCUGGUGGCAGAUAGAAUUGCAAAAUGAAAGCGCGGCCUAUAAGGAACCAAUGUACAUGCAGAUGAUCUCAUUAUUCUAUGGCCACUACACUGUGCAAUCAACAUUUACUUUAUAUUAAGUAGAAGCAAAAAGACAUGUUUAUUUCCACUUUAAUAAUGAACAGUUUCCAUUAAGUUCCAUGUAUUUUCAAAAUAUAAGGAUCAUCAUUAUAAGAACAGUAUUUUGCUCCCAUACAGUGGAGAUUUUAGCUUAAAUCUAUUCCAGUUCAAACAACCGCAUGGGAAGUUCUCAUUUUGGAUCAACCUCUACUGACCUUUUUCUACAUUUUGAUCAUAAACUGUCUGUAUUUGUUUAACAAUCAUGUUUAUUUGUGCUCCUUUUGUGGAGAGAAGAUGAUCAGACCAUAUUUUGUAUGAUUAAAAUUCCAGACUGUGCCUUAUAGAAAAUUAACUUAAAGCUCAGUGUAACCAUAUUUUCUCUUUCCAUCACUUGGUCCUUGGCAUCUUGAUCAUUUCAUAUCUAUGUAGUCAUGAACCUGGUUAAAAUAAAGGGCUUUAAACUUUA